Molecule: messenger RNA, 846 nt
Organism: Macrosteles quadrilineatus (aster leafhopper)
Lineage: Eukaryota; Metazoa; Arthropoda; Insecta; Hemiptera; Cicadellidae
Exons: 5
Coding region: 1-846 (281 amino acids)
Biological process (GO): peptidoglycan catabolic process
Molecular function (GO): N-acetylmuramoyl-L-alanine amidase activity; zinc ion binding
Source: RefSeq, a predicted model, not a curated record
AUGCCCAGGUUUGCCGAACAAACUGUAAUAAAGAGGAAACUGCAUGCAGACCGUCUGGUGCUGGUAAAGAGGGAGGAAUGGGAAGCGAGAGAACCCAAGGAACCACUCCCAGCAGUUCCCUUGCCCAUCCAGUACGUUGUGGUGACAUGGACGGACACGGAUAUAUGUGAAUGGCCCGCGGCGUGUAUGAAGAGGGUGAAGAGUAUCCAGGAAGACCACAUGGACAACAAGGGACUGCCCGACAUCAGAUACAAUUUCCUGAUAGGAUCUGACAAGCAGACGUAUGAAGGAAGAGGCUGGAGAAUGAUGGGUCCGACCUACCCAGAGACCAUAGAAGGGGCGAAGGAAAUCAACGGCAAGAGCAUAGAAAUCGCCUUCAUCGAGAAAGACAUGCAGAUACCGUCUGACGAUCUUGCUUCAGCCAUGCUCAAGUUUCUAGCCAAAGAGAUGGCACUCAACAAUGUUGCGCGGCCUCUGGAGUUCAAGGCCAUCAUGGACAACAAGUUCGUCAGGUUUUCAAGACUGUUCGAAGGAGAGAAGGUGGCCGACUUUAUGUACACCGAGGAAGAGCGCGCUGCCGAAGCCGAGAGGGACCAACAAGCUGAGGAGAUGUUAAAAGAAUCUUUGAAAGAACUGGAAGAGAGAGACUCGUGGAUUGAUAAUGAGAUGGAAGCUAUAUUGGAAGAGCAAAGAGCGGUGAUCAAGACAAAGACUCCAGAGGAGAUCAAGAAGGAAUACGGUUAUACUGAGGAUGUUGACGAGGAGAAGGUCAGAGCAGUAAAGAUACCAGAUGAUGAAAAACCAGAAGAGGCAGAAGGAAAUCCCACAACUGAUGAAAAAACGUAG